CAUUAACUUUAGAUUGCACUGGAUGAUCGCAACUCCAAUAUACUAAAAUAGAACAAGAUAUCCUUAUAAGCGAUUCAUAAAAUAAGGUAAUUCUAAAUAUUAGUCGAACAUAAAGAUGAUAAAUUAGAUAUAAGUUAAUUGAUGAUGCAAUAAGCAAUUAAUAGAGAUAUUUUAAGAAGCGAUAAAAUGAAUAGAAUAGUUGUUUGUAAGUUUUUUGCUCAAAUCUAGAUUCGAUUUCUGUUUCAAAUGAUGUUAUGGCUGGCAUUAGUAUCUACCAUUUGAGGAUUGAUGAUAACUUUUGUAAAUAAAGAAAUUAAUAUUGUUGGUUAAUCAAAAAUAGUUUAGAUAGGAGCAAACAAUUUUUAAAUGGAGGAAGGGAUAUAAAAUUAGUUAUAAAUUGUUUAGAAGCAAGAAGAGAUUGGUUAUUCGAAUUAUUUUACACUUUUGCAUUAAUAUCAUUUAUGUUAAUGUUAGUUAUGCAUUAGAAUCUGUUAAAAUGGAGAGAAUUUAAUGAGAAAAUUUUUCAAUUAAUAUGA
Paramecium octaurelia is the source of this 536-nucleotide messenger RNA. The record is from the annotation of a GenBank genome assembly. Lineage: Eukaryota; Ciliophora; Oligohymenophorea; Peniculida; Parameciidae.